Molecule: messenger RNA, 5711 nt
Organism: Aedes aegypti (yellow fever mosquito)
Lineage: Eukaryota; Metazoa; Arthropoda; Insecta; Diptera; Culicidae
Gene: tara
Exons: 2
Coding region: 1522-3930 (802 amino acids)
Cellular component (GO): nucleus
Molecular function (GO): transcription regulator activity
Source: RefSeq, a predicted model, not a curated record
CGAGAGAAAGAGCACGGCCGUAAUCAUUGCUUCUCCUGUUGCUGCUCGAUAUCACUUAAUUAAUGCUAACUUCAACCAGCUGGUCCCGCCGACGGUACGGCGGAGCUGCAAGGUUACGAAUGUGACGCCAAGGCCCGAGAGAGCCAUACACACGUGCUCCACACAUGUGUGAGGUGAAUGAGCUCCUUUUAUUAUUAUAAAUACAGAGGCCGCAUGCCGUCGUACGAAAAGCUACGGAGACCACCAGCACCGUUACCGUAGUCGUCAUCAUCUAGCUAGACUAGGCCGCGUGUAUAUGCAUCAGCAUCAGCCGUACCGGUAGCGGCUUGGCAUGGCCAAUGAAUGAAUCAUAUGGUGGUUACCCCGGCGCCUUAUACGCCGCAUUCCACGUUCCGUAGAGCAGCAGCAGUCAGACUCUCCAAUAUUUAUGAGCCUAGAUCGAUUGUUUACCUUUCCCGUCAUCGACGUCGACACUCGCUCGUUCUCUACCUCUACGCUCGCAUAGGUUAAAAUAUGGGCCAAUCACGACGAGGAAGCACCCGCCAUCCACAUGGGAAGAAAUUAUACCAUGGUUUAAGCAGGUUUUUGCACACCUGUUAUUUCAUCAGACGGUUGAAAGGAUUCCCCUCGGGGCGCACAAUUGAUGAGUUUUCCGAAACGGCGAAAAAAACGGCAUUGCACAUCGGGUCGCCCUUGUCGGUCGACGAAAACGAAAACAAAACAAUCAUAAAUGGGCAGAACCGCUCACCCCACUACGAAACGCUCCUUGGCUGGCAACAUCCGGAGCGCAAGGGGAGGGAGCGAAGGUAGUCAUAAAAAUAAUAAAUAAAAAGGAUUCAAGGCCAUCAUUGCCGUGCUUCUUUCCAUCUCCCCACACACGUCUAACUUUCACUGAUUUCUUUCCGUCUGCGACGCAUACUGCCGCCGCCGACUGCGAUGAAUGGGAUGCGAUGCUAACCUCUUCUUGCUCCGCUCAGAUGAGUUUCCGGAACGCCGAGGGGACGACGACGGUGGGACAAUAUACCGCGUGUCAUGUUGACGAUACGAUGACGAAAGCACGAGCAAACGAUGACGAAAGGACCCAACAAGCGAUCCACCACCCCAGAGCAACGGCAGGAGGAAUCCCUUUUUAUUAUACAUGCCGUUUCUCGCCGCCACCAUACGCUACGGUAUCGGUUGCCUUCCCUUGCGCGUCAGCUGAGCGCCUCGCCCCGUCCCCAAGACUAUGUUUUCAAUCAAAAAUUUUCAAGCAGGAUUGCGGCGGGAAUCGCCGACAAGAGCGCGCAGUCAGUCUGCCGAAAUGUGAUUGAUGCCAGACCCAUCCGAGACGGCGGCGACGGCAACGUCUUCGAUCAUAGUGUGCCAUGUUUGCAUUUCAAUGAUACAUACACCGCCGCCGCCUGCUCAGCAGUCAGCAGCAGUCCCAAUAUCGAGUCACAGGGGGGUUUUCCGUUGCAUCGCUGAUGGCCAUCUCUACGAUCGAACAGACGACAACGGCGCGGGUAUGCUAAUAAAUUUGCAAUGAUGGGUAUCCAAGCGGCAGCUAGCAGCAGCAAUAACAAGCGCAAGUACGAAGAUACGAGUGCCACCACAACCCAAGACAAUGAAACCAGUAUCAACCCAGCGGCAGAAAUCAGCUCCGUUGGGCCAUCCUCGGCGGCUGAGCAUCAGAACGCCGCCAAUGGGCAACCGGCACCCUCGGACGAUGGAGUGAGUCCGUGCAAGAGCCCACGACUGGAACAACCAGCCGCAGAGCUAAAUGAAUCCACAGUGGAACUCAAUAGUUCGGAAGAAUUAUCAACCAUUAGCAGUAGCACCAUCACAGUGACGUCAACAGCGGCAUCGACCGUAGCAACUAGCAGUAGCUGCAUCAGUAUAACAACAUCCACCUUAGCAGCGUCCCCGCUCAUCUCCGGUGCACCAACAACGAUAGCCCCCAUCAACAGUCCAUUGUUGUUGCCUCCAGCGCCACCCGCCGAAGACAGCAUAGCCAAGCUGGAAGCGGUAGCCGUUCCCGGCGAAACGGGAUGGAAUUGUGAUCCGAUCGUUGAUCCAAUCAGUAAACUACAAGCUGUAGCCGUACCGGGCGAAACGUGGGGAUCGGACAGCACCAGGUCAACGCUGGCGACGACUCUGUUGGCCGCGGAUGAUCUAGAUGACGAUGAUGAUGACUUCGAGGAUGACUUCGAUGAUGAUGAAACGAUAUUGCCUAGCUACUCGCCCAUUCGUUAUCCAUGUUCACCUAACCGAGGAUACAUGCCGGCGUAUCCAAAGCCAGGUUACUUCCCGGAACCGUACCAGAAUUGCUCCCGUAUGAACGCGGCCAACAAUGGCGCCCAACAGUAUUCUAAUCGCGGGUACGGAUGGAGCCAACAUGGCUACUACUCUCCUCCAUAUGAAGCGCCAUCCUCGCAGCAAACGAUAAGAUGUGCGGAAAAUGGAAAAUCCUACUUCGAGUUGGGUAGUGCCAACUACAGCAACGUAAACCAGUUCGGUGCUCAAGCGCGGCAUCUAAAACGAUGCUGCGAUGGACGCAAUAUGUCGUGCAAUAACAAGCAAUGCUACAAGGAACGACGCUUGAAGAUGAUGAACCUAUCCAUGUUCAAACUUGCCAGGUUCCGGCAGGCUUCCGAUCAAUCCCUGUACCGAUCGGUCCUUAUCUGCAAUACUCUCAAAUCCAUUGAGCGAGAAAUUGACAACGAGAACAAAGAGUUCAGCCAUCAACAGCACAUGCAGCAACAGCAUCCCCAUCUAUACCAUGCGCCUCCUCCUCCACCUCCGCAUCAUCUACAUCAUCCUCACCCUCCGCCCCAACAACCGCCACCACUACCGCAAGCCCAAAGCGAGUAUGGCCCACUGUAUAAUGGCAUCAACAGUCGGAUAGGUGGGUCCGACAAGCAGCAAGCUUCUAAGUUUAGUGAUAUUAGCAAUAACGGCAGCAGUAACUACAGUAGACUUCAAGGCAGCAAUACAACGACUCAGUCGACACCUAGUUACGGACCGAAUGCAUCCGAGCAGCAAACUACGACUAUCACUACGCAAUUAUCGCCCUACGACCAGCAAACGCCACCACAGCAGCAUCACCUCAGUCCCAUGACGACCGCAUCCACAACGACGCUUCCGGCGUCAAGUCCCCAUCACAAUCACCCAUUGAAGGAUCCACAAUCAGGUCGGGCGACUCCCUUUCCGUCUACUAACGGCAGCAGCAGCUCUCUCACCAACGGUUAUCACGACGGUGAUUCCGGCUUCGGCGACGACGACUGUACCCGCCCAAUCAACUGGGGCUCGGUACUAAGCCUAUCCUCGCAAUCCGCGCUCGAUCCGUUGAACAACAACGACCUCUUUGUAACUUCACCGAGCGUAGCGGUUAGCGUCGUCAACGACAGCCAUCACACAGCCAACGUGACGGUACUAGCGAGUAACGAUAAUUGUGAUAGUAGCUCUAGUUUAGCAUUAAGUCAAUCCGGGUCGUCUUCGUCCUGUCUCUCCGGCAGCGACGGUAGCUCGAUUAGCAGUGUAAGCAAUAGUGAUAGCAGCAGUGACAGCAAUCAUACGACAGACAGUACCAUCCCUGCCAGCAGUUCCUCCGGAUCGAAUUCCUCCAGUACAACCACUCUCACCUCCUUAACUACCCUAACGACGACCAGUCAUUGUGAUCUUAACCUUACAACCCUUACCACGUCUCCUUCCCCGCUUCUCUCGUCCUGUGCGUCGGCACUUCAGUACCAUUCCAGUACCAAUGGUUCCAACUGGGACCUCGCAUAUCUGGACAUGGACAUGGACGAAAUGUUUCCCAACUGCUACAAGAUAACUUCGUUCAACUCGGAAGUUGACAUGCUGGGACUCAAAUCGCCCAUGUUAGAACCGAGCAAAGUGGUCUGUGAUAACGAUAUGGAUUCCUUUACGACUCACAUCAUGGUUGGGAGUUAGUAUUAAGCCCCCAUCUUUGCAGCAGUAGGGUUGUCAAGUCUUCUCCGAUGCACUCUCCACCGAGUUAUGGGAAAAGACUUGACAAGGCGCGCUCUCUCGCUCAAAACCUGAUCCCACCACCAACCAUAACACACAAACCCAAAUCUCCACACUAGAAUCAAGAGUUUUAAGUGUCGCGCCAUGUCCAUUCUCAGGUUGUGAAGGCUGUGUUAUACUCAUUAGUUUCCGUUACGUUAAUAAUGACCAAUAUUAAUAAAAAUGUCAAGAAAUCAAUCAAACAAUCGAAUAGCUUUCUCUACUUUAGUUCAGUGUUGAUCUUAUGUUCAAAACCGAUGAGUUAACUACCGCCCUUCUCCGGUUUCCCUCUUCCAAGUUACAAAAGUCCCCAAUCCAGUCCUGGAGGAACACACUACCAGUUCAAAUCUUAAACGUACAAAUGACGACGAAACAAACCCGACAAAUGCGCAAAACGCUACAAAUGUUACAAAAAAACUGCUUCUGUCACUAUUGGUUCCUUAUUAGGGUUAGAACAACAAACAGGACAACUUGCAGAACGGUCACAAUUAAGAGGAAACAAAUUAGAUUUACAAUCGCAGUACAUAUUAGUAAUGGUAGUUGUAAUAGACGUACAGUAGCAGUGAACAAAUUUGAUCAAGCAAAACAACAAUAGUAACAAGGAAUUGUACAACCACGCAGUUUCCGUUCCACAUUUGUCAAAGACGGAGGAGGAUCGUUGGAGUGACUCCGUUUUAUCCUUGUCAGUUUCAGGACGAAGAUCUGGGAAAAAAUGUUGAGAAAUUUUCCUCAAUCUUCGCUCUGAUGCUCACCCAUUCAAACAUAAUCAAACGUGGAAUUGACCACGAGUGCCAUACAGUAACUAUGUUCCAUUGAAAAUAACUUCCUUAAAACGGACUUUCUUCAACGAUUUUCCUCAAAUACAAAAAUCCUAUUCACUUCCAGUUGAAACAGUGUGGAAGAAUACCCUCGCGCACAUUGGAAUAUCUCUAGAACAACAUCUACUCAUAGUCGGUGCUGAUCUUUCCUUAUUCAAUUUCCCCUUGAUUACUUUCUGCAUCGUUAUUUGAUUCAGCUACACUUAUACAACCACACUCAAAUUCACAUACAUUCCACUUGUCACUGGUUCUAGUUGACAUUCAGAUUACUCAAUUGAUUCGACGGUGAUCUUUUGUUUUAGUGUCAGUUCCAAAGUGCGAUGGCGGUAUUCUUUCGCCAUCAAGGAUAUGUGUCACAGCAGUAAAAAACAGAAGGUCAAUUCAAAACAUUUCUCCGGGUUCGACAAAACGCUGUCCUUAAUAAGUAAUUGGGUAGCUUGAUUUCUCAAAGAAAUUCCGUAAGACAUUGAAUUUUCCUGUCUGAAAACCCAAACUCUAGGGGAGGGAAAGUUUCUGUCUGUAUAUGCAAGCAUAGACCAGGCAGCCCGCAAAAGCAAAUCGUACCAAAUCUAGUCCUUUGUCAAUCUUUAAAUCAAAUUUUACAAGGGUUAAUUUUUAUUUCUAUGAUUACUUCUUAUCUACUUUCUUUUCGGGAAAACUAUUCAAUCUUGAGGGAACGACUAUUUGUGUAAAUAAGAAAUGUGUUUGGCAGAGAUUUGGAUUAUCUAGCGAAAAAGAACAAAACCCCUUAACAACAUCGGUGUUUUUUCGGGAAGAAAACAACCAAACGGCGCAGAUGAACAAAAAAAUCGAACAAAAUUGUACUAUAAGAGAUUAUAUAUACCUAAUUAAUAUAUUGGAAAUAAUACAACAAAAUAACACAAUUAA